This is a messenger RNA of Ornithodoros turicata, 1399 nucleotides long. RefSeq lists its product as uncharacterized. Bases 85 to 963 code for a protein of 292 amino acids. NCBI's taxonomy places the organism in Eukaryota, Metazoa, Arthropoda, Arachnida, Ixodida, Argasidae. The transcript is spliced from 2 exons. The record is from RefSeq and is a predicted model, not a curated record.
UCAAGCACGAUACGAAAACAGUUUUGCCUUCGUCGAACAGAAAAAGGUGGUGGUUUUGCUCCUUGCGAUUAUUGCCAUAAUGUGAUGUCGGCAAAACGGAGGUACAAUCAGAGCCCGUGGGACCUCAGCUCCCCUUGUCCGAGGCGGACUCAGUCUCGAGAGAAGAAAACGAGACUCGAAAUCUCGAACCUGAACAACGUGCAACACACAAAUGAAACCGAUGCUGGUAACGAAGAAAGCGAGCGCAUCACGAGCUCCGAAGAACGUGACCUGCUGAUUUGUUGCAACGAACAGCGACAGUUCCCAGCGGACAGCGACGACAGCGACCGCACGGUACCCGAUGGAUGCUUUGAAGGAGGUCCUUCGCGGUCGUCGGAAGCAUACCAUAGUGACAGGGAAGAUUGCGACGCCAUUACCACCCAUGACCGCGACGAUACUGCAUAUGACUCCCACGACACCGACGACAGCGCUGAUGAGUCGUUAUAUGAGGAAGAGCCAGCGCAGGAGGAACCUAUGGACGAUCUUGACCAGCCCCUUUACAGUGGCUCAAAAUUGACACGUCGAGAAAGUUUGCUACUUAUUCUGGCCCACAGUCUCAGGCACCAUUCUUCGAAAGAAGCAACCGAAAGCCUCCUGAGGCUUGUGGAUGCCCACAUUCCGGACACAUCCACCCUGCCACUGUCCAAAUACAUCUUCUACAACCAGUUUGCCACCUGCACAAGGAACCACACAUUUCACAGGUAUUGCCCCACUUGCCACUCAUAUCUGUUGCAAGUAGGAGACAACGAUACCACUACUCCUGCUACUGUCCUGUGCACUCAGUGUAACUGCAGUCAGAAUAUUGAAAAACUGAUGAAGUCCGGAUCAUACUUCGUUAUGUUGAACAUUGAGAGUCAAGCACGAGAUCUUUUGGAACAGUAUGGCCUGCCAACACGAAGAAAAGAGCCUACUGGUUUCCUGUGAGUGGCCGUCCUUGCUGUAAAUGUACUUCUAGCCGUGUCUUUUUUUCUCACGCUUUUAAUUUAACAUUUCGAUACAUGGGACUCGUCAACAUUAAAUGUCGUGUAAGCCUACUGGUUUCCUGUGAGUGGCCGUCCUUGCUGUAAAUGUACUUCUAGCCGUGUCUUUUUUUCUCACGCUUUUAAUUUAACAUUUCGAUACAUGGGACUCGUCAACAUUAAAUGUCGUGUAAGCCUACUGGUUUCCUGUGAGUGGCCGUCCUUGCUGUAAAUGUACUUCUAGCCGUGUCUUUUUUUCUCACGCUUUUAAUUUAACAUUUCGAUACAUGGGACUCGUCAACAUUAAAUGUCGUGUAAGCCUACUGGUUUCCUGUGAGUGGCCGUCCUUGCUGUAAAUGUACUUCUAGCCGUGUCUUUUUUUCUCACGCUUUUAAUUUAAC